Messenger RNA from Penicilliopsis zonata CBS 506.65, 2589 nucleotides. RefSeq lists its product as hypothetical. The record is from RefSeq and is a predicted model, not a curated record. Gene Ontology annotation, molecular function: voltage-gated chloride channel activity. Gene Ontology annotation, biological process: transmembrane transport; intracellular iron ion homeostasis; chloride transport. Gene Ontology annotation, cellular component: Golgi apparatus; fungal-type vacuole; endoplasmic reticulum. Lineage: Eukaryota; Fungi; Ascomycota; Eurotiomycetes; Eurotiales; Aspergillaceae. The transcript is spliced from 7 exons. The coding region runs from base 1 to 2589 and encodes 862 amino acids.
AUGAGCAACCCGACUGAUCCCCCUUCCGCCUCCUCGGCCUACCGUCCAUCGCUCGCCUGGGAGCGGCGCGGAUCACGGAGGUUAUCAGGCUUCUCGGUCGUCUCGCCAGUUGACGCAGGGCCGCGCGACGAGACCUACGCUGGGGAGCACGAGCAGACACCGGCGCCCGCUAUCAGCGAGGAAAUCAGCGAGAUUAAGAAGAUUAAGCGGUACGAGGACUUUACGACGAUCGACUGGGUACAGGAUGCGGUGCUGGAGCAGGCCCGGCGGCGGGCCAGGUGGAAGGAAGGGUCUGGUUUCUGGGAUCGCGACGGCACUCUGGGAUGGCGGCGCAAGGUACGCGAGUCGUACGAUGCCGGUCAGGCCUGGCUGGUCGUGACUCUGGUUGGUGUGGCGAUCGGAUUGAACUCUGCGUUCCUGAAUAUCGUGACGGAGUGGCUGUCGGAUAUCAAGCUUGGGCACUGCACAACAGCGUUCUAUCUCAAUGAGCAGUUCUGCUGCUGGGGGGCUGAAGGAGGCUGCCCGGAAUGGAAACGAUGGACGUCCUUCGAAUUGAUCAACUACAUUGUAUACUUCUUCUUCGCGAUCUUGUUUGCGUUUAUCGCCGCCGUCUUGGUCAAGUGCUUCGCCCCCUACGCGGCCGGGUCCGGAAUAUCCGAAAUAAAGUGCAUUAUUGCUGGUUUUGUCAUGAAGGGCUUUCUCGGCGCAUGGACUCUGUUGAUCAAGUCUAUUGGACUGCCAUUGGCCAUUGCCUCGGGGUUAUCUGUCGGCAAGGAAGGGCCCAGUGUGCAUUUCGCCGUCUGUACGGGCAACGUCAUAUCGCGACUCUUCAACAAGUACAAGCAGAACGCGAGCAAGACACGAGAGAUAUUGACAGCCGCCGCUGGGGCUGGUGUGGCCGUCGCUUUUGGCAGCCCUAUCGGCGGCGUCUUGUUCUCUCUAGAGGAAGUCGCAACGUAUUUUCCUCUCAAAACUCUCUGGAGAAGUUACUUUUGUGCUUUAGUUGCAACUAGCGUGUUGGCGGCCAUGAAUCCCUUUCGAACCGGUCAACUCGUCAUGUUUCAGGUUCAGUAUGACCGAACGUGGCACUUUUUUGAGCUCAUUUUCUUUGUGCUACUCGGUAUCUUUGGCGGCCUGUACGGCGCUUUCGUCAUCAAAUGGAAUCUCCGAGUCCAGUCUUUCCGGAAGAAGUAUCUCACGCAGUAUCCAGUAAUCGAGUCGGUGGUUCUUGCAGGCGCCACGGCUCUCCUGUGUUAUCCCAACAUGUUUCUUCGCCUCAACAUGACCGAGAUGAUGGAGAUUCUGUUCCGCGAGUGCGAAGGAUCGCAUGAUUACGACGGUAUUUGCGAAGCCGAUCACCGGUGGUCUCUCGUCCUGUCACUAUUCAUCGCGACGGUGCUGCGUAUGUUUUUGGUGAUUAUCUCCUAUGGCUGCAAAGUGCCCGCUGGGAUCUUCGUGCCAUCCAUGGCCAUCGGCGCGUCGUUCGGCCGGAUGGUGGGGAUUCUAGUUCAGGCGCUGCACGAGUCGUAUCCCAACUCUAAGUUCUUUGCUUCCUGCGAACCGGACAUUCCGUGUAUCACACCAGGCACUUACGCCUUCCUGGGGGCUGCCGCUGCUCUCAGUGGGAUCAUGCACUUGACCGUCUCGGUGACGGUCAUCAUGUUCGAGUUGACGGGGGCAUUGACGUAUAUUUUGCCCACCAUGAUUGUGGUUGGCAUAACCAAAGCCAUCGGCGACCGGUUCGGGAACGGUGGAAUUGCGGAUCGAAUGAUCUGGUUCAACGGGUUCCCCUUUCUGGACAACAAAGAGGACCACGUCUUCAACGUGCCCGUCUCGUACGCGAUGACGACAGAUCCGGUGUCGCUCCCCGUGUUGAACUUCCCCGUACGGGAAGCGGAGCACCUGCUGAACGACAACGGGUUCCAGGGUUUCCCGAUCGUCGAGGACCGCACGACCAAGACCCUGGUCGGAUAUAUCGGACGGACAGAGCUGCGGUACGCGAUUGACCGCGCCCGGAGCGCCGGCCUGGUCUCGCCGAACGCCAAAUGCGUGUUCACCAAGCAGGCGGCGGAGAUGACGCUUGCGCAGCGAGCUUCUACCUCGCGGAUAUCCGUGAACAGUUUUUCCUCGCUGGCUCCCCCGGACACCUUUGAUCGAAUCCAGAGUAGCGUCGGCGCGGGUUACGUCGACUUCAGCCUGUACGUGGACCACACGCCGCUGACGGUGCACCCACGGCUACCGCUGGAGACGGUGAUGGAGCUCUUCAAGAAGAUGGGCCCCCGGGUGAUCCUGGUUGAGCACCGCGGGCGCGUGACGGGCUUGGUCACGGUCAAGGACUGCCUCAAGUACCAGUUCAAAGUCGAGGCCGAGGAGGACGCAAUGGCGGCCACGGCGGCGUCGCAGCACCCCAGCACACUGGGGCUGGGGCCGUCCUCGCAGCGGGAGUCGACGCUGGAAGAGCGAGUGUGGGCGGGUAUUCAAUGGGUAGCGAGCUUGCCAGGCAUGUUUUCCGGCCGGAUCCAGCUCCCGCGGCAGGGACGUCCACAGGGAUAUUCGCGUCCUCAAGGAGUUGAACUGGGCGAUAGAUGA